AUGGCAGACCAUGUUGGUACGAAAGUGUCAAUUCCAGGUACUAGAGGCCAAGGUAUAUUGAGAUAUUAUGGACCUAUUAAUGGGAAGAACGGUAUUUUUGGUGGAAUUGAGCUAAUAGGGCCCAUUGCAGCAGCGAGAGGAAAGAACUCUGGAUCUGUAAAUGGUGUUCAAUACUUCGAAGUUCAACAACCUAUGACUGGUUUAUUCUUACCAUUCGAAAGGCUAAAGUCUGUCAAUGCACAUUUGUCAAAUAAACUGAGAUCAACGUCUAGUCUCCGUUCUAGUACACCGGUUGAAGUUGCAUCUACUCCAUCUCCGUUGAAUCGAGGGCUAAAUUCCCUGCUGUCAAGCGAUAGCUCUAUAACUAAAAAUGGGAUGAUUCGCUCGCCCUAUUCCGAAAAGCCAUUAAUAAAUCCAAAACGACAGAUUUUGAAAGACAACGGGAGCAAUGCAAUUCCAAAAGCGAAAAGUUUGUCUGAAAACUCAACAUCAUCCUUGGUAUCAAAUGCUGAUACAGAAUAUAUUGAUUCCGUAAGACAGGAUACAGAUAAGAUAAGGUUGGAGCAAGAAUUGAAAGAUUUGAAAGGAAGAUAUGAAAGUAAUCAGUUAGAGAUGACUGAAAAAAUAAAGAUAUUGAAUGACUUACGAAAUACUGUCAAUGAAAUCCAACCUUUAUUAGAAGAAUAUGAGAAUGAUUUGUCUGAAAAAGACAAAAAAUUGCUUAAGCAAAAAUCUGAGUUUGAGAAAGCUAGGGAAGAAUGGAGACAGAGUUUAGAUCUAAUGGUCUCCACCCAACAAGAGAAUGAAGAGUAUUAUGAACAGAAGAUAUCAGAAUUAAAUGCUAAAGUGGAGGACUUGUUAAAGAAGCAACCUAAGUUAAACGAUGCAGAAUUAAGCGGAAGUGAUAAAAAACAUCAAUCCGAGGCUUUGCAAGCUUCCCUAGUUUCAAAGGAUGAAGAGGUUUCAAAAUUUAAAACAAAGCUCGAGGAGUUACAUAUGGAGAAAUUUAAACUGGAGAAAAGUCUUAAUGAUAAGAUAAAUUCACAAAGAAAAGAAAUCGACACUCUUACCGAAAAUUUAUCUAAACUCGAAGGAAAAAAUAAUAAUAAAUCAGGAGAACUACAAGUCAAAUAUGAUUCUUUACUUGAUCAAACAGAAAUUAUGAAAAUUGAGCUUGAGAAAUUUAAAUCUUCGGAGACUUCAUUAAAAGCUAGGUUAACAGACUUGCAAUCUGAUAUUUCUCAAAAAGAUAAAUCCAUCGAAAAUCUAAAAUCGAAUAAUUCAAAAGACGAUAAUGAAUUGGGUUCAUUGGUGCAUCUGGUAAAAUCAGUGAAAUUAGAUGACGACAAUGAAGAAAUUUUAAAAUUAAAAGAAGAAAACCAGAAACUAAAGUCUGAAGUGGACUCAAAAGAAGCUAUGCAAACUAAAAUCAAUGAAUUAGAAAACCAAUUGGAAAUGAGGCCGACUUUUGAAGAAUUGACUGAUCUUCAGAAUACCAUAGACGAACUAGAUGACUUACACAAAAAUGAGCUCAAAGAAAAAAAUGAUGCAUUAAAAGCUGCUAUAGAGAUGAAGAAAGAUCUUCAAUCACAGCUUAGUGAUAUGGUACAAAAAAUUGAAAAAAAGAACAAUGAACUGGCUGAUCCUUUAGAGAAACCUGAAGUCAAAGGCAAUCCAGACCCCAACGAAUUACCUAUUCACAUUCCUAAACAACCCACUGACCCAAGUUCUGGUAAAAAUGAUUGGUGUGGACUCUGUGAAAGGGAUGGACAUAGCAGUAUUAAUUGUCCCUAUGAGAAUGAUAUGUUUUAA
This is a messenger RNA of Debaryomyces tyrocola, 1812 nucleotides long. The record is from the annotation of a GenBank genome assembly. Lineage: Eukaryota; Fungi; Ascomycota; Pichiomycetes; Serinales; Debaryomycetaceae.